Dicentrarchus labrax (European seabass) is the source of this 968-nucleotide messenger RNA. RefSeq names its product trypsin-3-like. Lineage: Eukaryota; Metazoa; Chordata; Actinopteri; Moronidae. The record is from RefSeq and is a predicted model, not a curated record. Gene Ontology annotation, biological process: proteolysis. The transcript has 5 exons. Bases 76 to 819 code for a protein of 247 amino acids. Gene Ontology annotation, molecular function: serine-type endopeptidase activity.
AGCAGAGGCUCAGAGUGGGUUUAAAAGGAUCUGCAGUGCAGUUGAACUGACACUGAGGCUCAGACAGGACUCACCAUGAAGGCUUUCAUUCUUCUGGCUCUGUUCACAGUGGCAUUCGCUGCACCCAUUGAGGAUGAGGAUGACAAGAUUGUUGGAGGCUACGAGUGCAGAAAGAACUCUGUGGCCUACCAGGUCUCUCUGAACUCUGGCUACCACUUCUGUGGAGGCUCCCUGAUCUCCAGCACCUGGGUGGUGUCUGCUGCUCACUGCUACAAGUCCCGCGUCCAGUUGCGUCUGGGUGAGCACAACAUUGCUGUCAAUGAGGGCACAGAGCAGUUCAUCAACUCUGCUAAGGUCAUCCGUCACCCCAACUACAACAGCCGCAACCUGGACAAUGACAUCAUGCUGAUCAAGCUGAGCAAGCCCGCCUCCCUGAACAGCUACGUCCGCACCGUGUCCCUGCCUUCCAGCUGUGCCGGCUCUGGCACCCGCUGUCUGAUCUCUGGAUGGGGAAACACCAGCGGCUCUGGAAGCUACUACCCUGAUCGUCUGAGGUGCCUGGAUGCCCCCAUCCUGAGCGACAGCAGCUGCAGGAGCGCCUACCCUGGUCAGAUCACCUCCAACAUGUUCUGUGCUGGAUUCCUCGAGGGAGGCAAGGACUCCUGCCAGGGAGAUUCCGGUGGCCCCGUGGUGUGCAACGGUCAGCUGCAGGGUGUGGUGUCCUGGGGUUAUGGCUGCGCCCAGAGGAACAAGCCUGGAGUGUACGCCAAGGUCUGCAACUACAACUCCUGGAUUCGCAACACCAUGUCCUCCAACUAAAUGGACAAUCCUCCAAAUAAGCAGCAUGUUCUCUGUGUCAAAAUGAUGAAAAAUUAAUUUUAAAGUUCCAACAAUAGUGCCAAAAGUCACUGUGUACACAUUGUGGAGUUGAGUUGUGUGCAAUAAAACAUAUUUUCCAUAACAUCUGA